Molecule: messenger RNA, 827 nt
Organism: Linderina pennispora
Lineage: Eukaryota; Fungi; Kickxellomycota; Kickxellomycetes; Kickxellales; Kickxellaceae
Exons: 1
Coding region: 107-706 (199 amino acids)
Source: RefSeq, a predicted model, not a curated record
CAGACUUUCGGCUCUGCUUGGACUCGUUUAUCAUUUUCGUAGCCUCUCUUUUUCAUGCUUCCGGGCCUAUUUAUAUAGCCUACUUUCAUCAGAAAAGCACCCCCCCAUGUCGGAUAUUGUGGAGGGUGUCGUGCUUGUGUUUAACCCCGCACAGGACAGUAGCGAGGACACAGGUAUCACCGAGUUUCCGUUUGAGUUGAUAGAGUCGUACACACCAGUCCAGGAUAUCCCGCAGUACAUGUUCCGUCUUGAGCGGCAGGUGGUGCGCGAGACACAAGAGUACCGGGACGAGGAGGCGGUGCGGAAAAUGCACAUUGAAAUGCAGCGGACCAAGCCGGAGGAGGAGCAAGAGCAGGCACCGGCAGUUAACCGGCAGCCGGAAGAGAGCAGCGUCAGCAGAGCAGCCCAGCCACCGGAGAGUCCGGUAGCCCAGGAGCAGCGGGUGCAGCCGCAAAUUGUGCCGCCGCAAAUUGUGCCGCCGCAAAUUGUGCCGCCAAUGUCGCCGCUGCCAGAGCAGGUCAGUACUCGGCCGAGGCCAGAGACAAUGGCGGCGACAUCGCGGGUGAAGAGCCUGGCAAGCAGCGUGCGCAGUAUGAGAAGCAGCGCGUCGCUGGUUGCAGAGGAGCAGGGGCAGAAAGGCAAGACGCCAGUGAAGAGCAAAAUCAAAAGCAUAUUCUGGUCGAGAUCGAAAACGAGCCAGCUGUAAGAGCAAUUGCCAGUUUUGCGUUUCGAAAGGCUGCCCCACCCUUCUAUAAUUUCUUUAUCUAAAAGCUCGUCUUGUUAUUGUAUUUUGUUUUAUGUCCAAGUUUCUGGGUCCAUCAGCUUCU